AUGAGGCUGAGAAACCCCUCGGACACCGCCACCAGCGCCACCAGCGCCAGCAGCAGCAGCAACAGCAGCAGCAGCAGCACCGCCACCACCACUGCCACACCGGCAUUCCCUCCCAGCCGCCUUCCCCUGCGCACGAACACUGCGCACCUGCCUACCGACGAGGAGCUCAUCCUCCAGCGCGAGGUGGCGGAAUACGAGAUUGCCCAGGUGACCUCGGACCACCGGUCCUUGGCCGACCGCCUGCAGACCACUGCUCCUGCUGCCCCUCCUGCCGACCUGCUGGACGAGGUCCUGCCCCCCUGGUCGGCUACUCUCCCACCCAAGGCCCCCGUCGCCGGCCCAUCCAACCCCAUUGCCUCCACCGGCUGGGACGACAACGCCACGGUCUUGGACGACCUGUCGGACUUCGACAACAGCGACACCGACGAAUCGCCCGACCAGCGGCUCCUGGUCACCGCGGCCCCGGUCUUCUCCACCGGCGCAUCGCACUUCCGCCCCCAGCCGACGCCUCUGCCGGAAUCCCACACGGCGCACCGCCCGCCCGCUGGGCUCCCCACGUCGCCACCUUUUUCUCGGAUUUCCGCGCAAGCCAGCCGAGCUGCUCCGAUUCCCACCGGUGUGGCUGUCCCGUCGGACGACUUCCACGCCGAGGCUCUCCUGUCAACGCACUCCCUGUCCUCCUCCUCCUCCCUGUCGGCUGCCCACUCGGCCUCCGACUCUUGCCCGGCUUCCCCGGAGCCCGGGGUCCCGUCGGACUCGAACUCGCCUUCACACUCGGCCUCGGACUCGGGGCUGGAUUCCCCUCUGGCGAGUCAGCCUCAUCCCUUCCUCCUGCACCGUCAGCCCGAGGCAUCCGCCCCUCCUGCGACAGGCAUGACAUCUGCCACCCUCCUGCCGCCGCUGCCCUCCGCCGCCGCCACCAUGCAGGGUGCUGCCACCACCCCUGCGGCCUCUGUGCCCGGUGCAGCCGUGUCCGCUGCCCCAGCCAAGCCCCCCGGGUCGGCCUCCUCUCCGCCGAAGAAGGUCCCGGCCAUCCGCCCCGGCGAGGGUGUCAAUACCUCCUUCGUGGCGACGCCUCCACCUGCGGGGACCACCUUCAAGAGCCAUCCCCUUCCGGCGGGGCCUGUGGCUUCGGCCUCUACGCCGGUGGGCUCGACUUCGGUCCCGGUGUCGGGCUCGGUCCCGGCCCCGGCCCCGGCCCCGGUGUCGGCUCCGGCCAUGCAGGCCUCCCUGCCUCGGGUCCUCGAUGCGGACAUCGGUUCUUCGCCGGAGCGCGCGCCGCCCCCCCCGGCUAGCGCAUCUGCCGGCCCUUCGCCCUCGCGACAGCCGGCCUCGACGACGACGGCGACGACGACGGCGGCGGCGGCGACGCUCGGCAGCCAGCCCCUCCCCACCACGCGUACCGCUCCGGCGGCUCCGGCCGCGGUGGGGCCCUCUGCAUCGUGGUCCGGCGCGGCGCCGCCUCUCCCGGUCGAUCCGUAUGAGCAGGAGUACCUGCUCGGGGCCGAUGACAUGCCCCCUGCGCAUGCCAUGGCCAACCCCGUGUUUCAGGAGCCGCCGGUCAUCUUCGAUGAUGUGGAUGACUCGUACUUCGAUGACCUGCUGCUGACCGGCACCGAGCCCACGCGCGCGGACUUCGAGCACCUCCUGACCAAGGCCCGCAUGACGCGCGAGUAUUACUACCACCUGCGGCACGACCUGUUCCGCACCCAGGAGCGCCUGGUGGCGGCCCUGUCGAAUGCACAGGAUUUGGCCGCGGCGCGCGAUGCGGCCGCCAUCGAGGCCAAGGAUUUCGCCCUGGUCGAGGCGCGCACCGCCACUUUGACCCGGCAUUUGGCCGAGGCCGAGGACAAUGCCGCCAUGGCACUGAAGCAUGCCGAGCGCGAGUCCCAACGCGCGCACCGUGCCGAGCAUGAGGUGUCCGUGUGGCGCGAUAAGAUGUUUGGCAUCCUGCACAAGCUCAAGGAGCUGGAGCAGGGCCCGGACCCGAUCGAGGAGACUCGUCUGGUGAGCGCCCUGGAGACCGCCGCCUCCGGGGUGGACUCCGGUGUGCUGGCCCUGACUGUGGCCUGCUCGGCGCAGGAGAAGGGGGUUGAGGGUCUGCGCGAGCGCAUUCGCGCGCAAACGGCCUCCCAGCGCUCGGCCAUUGCCGGGACCCUGACCAAGCUGAAGGAUGACCAGCAGGCCGCGGCGGCGGCCAUGCGCCUGGAGCAUGAUAAGGCCCUGCUGGAGCAGCGCCAGCUGCUGGAGCAGGCUCGCGAGCAGGCGGCCCUGGCCGAGCGCCGCGCUGUCGAGGCCGAAGCUCGCGGUGGCGAUGUGGCUCGACGCCUUGAGUCCGAGUUGGAAGCCCAGAAGCGCGCUACGGAGAAUGCCCAGGCGCAAAUCGACCGCUUGCGCGGCGAAUUCGAGCACAACCUGGCCCAGCAGCAGAUGCAGGCCCGGGCCGAGCGCGAGCGCCUGGAGGACCUCCUGAAAACGGGCGAGCGUGACGCUCAGACUGGCCGCGCUGCCUCCAACGAGGCGCAGAUUGCCAUGCAGCGCAUGGCCGAACGCGAGCGCCAGCUGACCGAGCGCCUGGCCGAAGUCGAGGCCCGCGAGCGCCAGGCGGCCCAACGUGCCGAGGAGCUGACCCGGAUGGAGCGUGCGAGCCGUGAGUUCUCCGACCGCCUGGAGCGUACUCGCCGGGCGGUGGACGCUCGGGACCGGGCGAUCGCCGCGCGCGCACGCGAGCUCUCCUCUCUCGAGGCGACGAAUGCCUCGGAGCGCCAGGCCCUUGUUCAGCGGUCUUCCGUCAUGGGGACUCGCAUCGAGGAUCUCCGUCAGUCCUAUGAGAUCCGAAUCCAGGGCCUCGAGGCGGAGAAUAGUCGACUUGUUCAGUUGUUGGCCGAUCUUCGACAGAGCGCCGUGCCCGGCAUUGCCGAUCGGGGCUUUUCGUCGCCUGGGGGCGGGGCGCGUGACGCCGGUACCCGGCUGAUGCUCCCGGCCCCGGGACGCUCGCAAUCCGAUUCGGCUACCAGCUCGGCUGGUGCUGCUCCCGCGGCCACGAUGCCCACCAUGUCGGGUGUUAACCGGUCGCACUCCGCGCCCGAAGCGCCGAAUGUCACCGGCGCCACCAACACAACCACCUCCGCUGCCACUGCUGCUGCCGCCACACCGGCCACCGCGCGUCCUGCCGCCGCUGGCCCCAUGGCUUCAUCCGGUCGGCCCUCCCAGCCCGGCGGGCUUGAUCCGGAGGAGGAACUCCGUCAGGAGAUUGCCAAGCUCCGCAUGAUGCUUGUCCCUCUCGGAGGUCGGCCGCCAAUCGCCCCGGUUGCCGGGCACCCUCCUCAACAUCAGGCCUCGCUACAGGGACAUGCGCAGCCGCAGCCGCAGCCGCAGCCGCAGCCGCAUCAACAUGCCCCUCAUGCCACGGCCAGCCACAUGGCUUCCCAUGCGGCUCCAUCGCACUACCGGACACCGGUGCCGCCCCAGCCUGUUGCCCCGAUGGGCGGAUCAUACUACCCGACCCACUCGACAUCCGGUGCAGCUGGGCACGGUGCGUACUCGUAUGGCGCUGCUCCGAGUCGCACGUAUGCGCACAUGGCGCCUCCGGCAACCGGGCCAGGCCACUCCUACGCCGCCCCGGGUCGUUACUAG
Messenger RNA from Fonticula alba, 3636 nucleotides. RefSeq lists its product as hypothetical. The coding region runs from base 1 to 3636 and encodes 1211 amino acids. The record is from RefSeq and is a predicted model, not a curated record. The transcript has 5 exons. NCBI's taxonomy places the organism in Eukaryota, Rotosphaerida, Fonticulaceae.